This is a messenger RNA of Colias croceus (clouded yellow), 4260 nucleotides long. Its product is annotated as chaoptin-like. The transcript is spliced from 7 exons. Gene Ontology annotation, cellular component: extracellular matrix. NCBI's taxonomy places the organism in Eukaryota, Metazoa, Arthropoda, Insecta, Lepidoptera, Pieridae. The record is from RefSeq and is a predicted model, not a curated record. Gene Ontology annotation, molecular function: protein binding. The coding region runs from base 1 to 3753 and encodes 1250 amino acids.
AUGUGUAAUUUAGCAGACAACGCGUUCUAUGAUGAAAAUGUUAUAAAUUUACAUGCGAAUGUCGCGAUGAAUAUAAUGCGAGGAACGAGCGCUGUUGUAGCGAAUUUGCAUGAAGCACGGUUAUUUAGCCGCAACCGGCGGCGCUGCUACGCGCAGCCGGCGCGCCGCGGGCCUGCGCCGCCAAUGCGCUUUGCGUGUGUCGCGCUGACCACUUCGCCUGCGACCUCGUGCCCUUCUACAGAGGACGGCGCGGCACACGUGUCACUGUGGUCGGCGCGGCUAGGCGCGCUGAGCGAGUCGGCGCUGGACGCGCGCGCGCUGCGCACGCUAGUGCUGGUCGCCGCGCGGCUGCACCACAUCGAGUCUAACGUCUUUACGCCCAUGGUUACCACGCUUGCAUCGUUAGAUCUAGGAUACAAUGAGUUUACAGAUAUACCUAUUGAGGCGCUUAAACAUUUGAGAGUAUUGAACUGGCUCAAUUUACAAAACAACUUCAUAAGUGACCUAGAUUCGGAUAUAGACUGGGGAGGGUUGUCGGAUUCUCUGAGUAGUUUAUCGCUCAGUAACAAUCAAAUAUGCGUCAUUCGAGAGAACGCGCUCUCAUCUCUAAGACAGCUGGUGCAACUGGAGCUGGAUGGGAACCGCCUGAGGGAACUAGAGGCACGCUCUCUACCACCGAGUAUCGUUCUUCUGAGGCUCUCUGAUAACUUGCUGUCGGCCACGCCCUGCGAAGCGCUCGCUUCGCUUUCGCGGCUGCGCCACCUGCACCUUCGCAACAACCUUCUUCGGCCGCGUUCAAAUCACUCCUGUUCGUCUGAACGCCCAAAGAUCGACUCUCUAGACCUCAGCCACAACGAACUCACCGACAGCUCUAACUUUGACUUUAAACACGGCUAUCAACUAAAACAAUUAAUUUUGGACUUGAACGAGUUCACAGCUGUGCCUCCGUUAGCUUUAGAAUUUGGACGAUUGGAAAAGUUGUCAAUGUCCUAUAAUAAUAUUAGUGAUUUAUCGAACGCUAUGGUGCACGCUUUGAAGCACAGCUUAGAACGCCUAGAGCUGGAUCAUAACAAGAUUGCAAAACUUCCGCCAAAUAUCCAGGAAUUGGGACGAUUGCGAUAUCUUUCUGUCGCUUACAAUGAUUUGGAAGAUAUCGAGAAUUUGCCACCGAAUUUGCACACUUUGUUAAUCAGCGGCAACUUUUUGUCAAAGUUCCCGAGUGCGUUACAAAAUAUGUCUUCCGCGUCAAUAGUGUUCCUAGAUCUGAGCUACAACGCGAUCUCGCAGGUAAGCGCCGACGCGUUCGGGCCGUGGGCGGACGCUCUGGCCACGCUCAGUCUGCGCGCCAACCGCCUCACGCACCUGCCCGCCGGGUCUUUCCCGCCGCUACCUCUGCGAGAGCUCAUCCUCAGCUUUAACGACUUGUACCUCGUCGAAAAAGUCGUAUUCGCCAAUCUCACCGACUUAAAAGUCCUAGAAUUGUCUUCCACAUUUUUCAAUGGAGAUUUCCCCGCCGGUUCCGGCUUGGAAACUUUGAAAUGGUUGAAAUUAGAUAAUAAUAACAUUCAUUACUUUUCGUCUGCGGAUUUUCAAAACUUUCCGUCGUUAGAAUAUCUCAAUUUAGAUUUUAACAAAAUAAUUGAAUUCCCGAGCGAAGUGACGGAAGUGAGCGGCUUUUAUAAAUUAAGAGAGUUAAGACUGUCGUACAAUUUUAUAAGUAGAGUGAAUCCGGAGUUUCUCGUUAAUUUAGCGGAUCUACAAAGUGUCGAUUUAUCUUACAACCGCAUACUCAAUGCAAGCGAAUCGAGCUUUGCAAAUUUACCGAACUUGGUUUAUUUAAGUUUGGCGGCGAACGGCAUGGAGUUCGUCGCCGAGGGCGCGUUCAGCGCGCUGCCGCGACUGCAGGCGCUGCAGCUGCAGAAUAACGAGCUGGCCGAGUUCUCCACGCGCUACUUCCUCAAUGUGUCCGCUGACGAUGCGCAGCUUUCCGUAAAUGCUAGUUACAACCGCAUCGCUUCCUUAAUAGGUGGACGUGAUGCACACAUUCGUGUUCUUGAUUUAUCUCAUAACUUGUUAGAAAGUAUUCCAAGAAAUUUUUUUGAUGCCUUAGGGGCGCACGUUAAACAAUUAUAUCUCUCACACAAUAGAAUAAUGCAUAUCGAAAGCUACACUUUUUCGUCUUUAAUAAAACUGGAUAUAUUGCAUCUUCAAAAUAAUAGUAUUAGUGCGCUACGCCGCCGAGCUUUCUUCGAAAUGAAUUCUUUACAAAUUUUGGAUCUAUCCCAUAACAGUAUUUCGCAAUUACUCGUAGAACAAUUCCACAAUUUGCGACAACUACGUCAUUUAAAACUUAAUAGCAACGUUCUACGAGCCCUGCCUCGCGACAUCUUUAAGAACACUCUCCUUGAGUACUUAGACUUGGGAGAAAAUCAGCUCGCUCUGUUUCCGAGCAGCGCGCUGUCUCAAGUGGGCUUCACUCUGCGGCGGCUCGAGCUGCCGGGAAACAGACUCGAGUAUCUCGACGUCGCGAUGUUCCACGCGACUGCCUUUUUACACGAACUCAAUCUAGCCCGCAACGCCUUGACCGUACUCUCGGAUAACACUUUUGCCGGUCUACCACAGCUGCGUCGGCUCGACCUUUCUUACAACGCGAUCAAAACUAACUUCAAGGAACUCUUUCACAACGCGCCACGACUUCGCCGGCUUUCCCUGACUGGUAUCGGUCUGAAGAGUAUACCUCAACUGCCGCUCAAUUAUCUCACUGAAAUAAAUUUAAGUAACAAUUAUAUCGCAUCGUACGGGGAAAGUGACGUGCGUCAUCUGUUUAAUUUGCGAGCGCUCGACAUCUCCGCCAAUAAGUUCACGUCCUUGAGACCGGCGAUGUGGGCAGGAUUGCCUCGAUUGAUUUCCUUAGACGUAUCGCGCAAUCCCGUAGUACGGAUACCGAUAAGCGCUUACGAUAGUCUAUCUCAUCUUCUACAUCUACGAAUGUACGGUCUGCGAUAUUUAGAAGCGAUAGAGCCUAAAGCGUUUCGACCGUUGGUCUCCCUGAGGUCAUUGAGUCUCGAGUCCCCCGUGAUUCCGGGUCGUAAUUUGCCUAUCGCCGAAAUAGUUUCGGCCGUUCCACACUUGGAGGCGUUAAAUUUGUUCAUACAAGACGGAACGCUAGACAAGCAACUGUUGGAAGUGGCAGUCCCGAAGCUGCGGUCGGUGGAGGUUCACGGGCGCGCCCUGCGGCGCGUGGCGGCGGGCGCGCUGGCGGGGCUGGGCAGGCAGCGGGCGCUGGCGCUGCGGCUGAGCGGCUCGGAGCUGGCGGCGCUGCCGGCCGGGCUGGCCGCGCCGCUCGCGCGCGUGCCGCACCUCGCGCUCGACUUUAGCGAUAACCAGCUUACCACUUUUAGUCCAGCUGUGCUUUAUCCGAACCAUACGGGCUGGAACCGAUACGCUACGAGACUUUUACCAGGUGGUUUGUCUCUCUCCGGGAAUCCCCUUCGAUGCGGAUGUUCCUCGUCUUGGGUGGGAGGUUGGCUGCGACGUUGGACUACGGAGGUGGGCGGGGACAGCCGCGGCGCGCGGGCGGCGGCGGGCGCCAGCACGUGCGCGAGCGGCGCGCGCCGGCUGCCGCUGCUGGCUCAGCACGUGGACGAGGCCGAGUGCCACGCCAGCGCCCUGUCCAGCCCCUCCAAGAGGACUUUCCCCUGCACACUUCUCUCUAUACUUCCGGCCGUGGUUGUCGUUCAUUCUGUCAGAUAAUGAAAAAUCUACGUUCUAAAGUGAUAGCGUGCGAUGUGACUGUACGUGUGUUCGUAAUGAGAACCUUUGUGAUAACUCUUUCCUGUUAAGUUUGAAAUAAUAAUGCUAUUUCUAUAGCAAGUUCGUGCGGAUUUUAAAUUAAUUUUUAUCUAAAUAUGUUCCAUUCUUUUUAGUUACUUUUUGCUUAUAAACGCUGCCUUUCGGCUGUAUCUGUAUAAUUAUUGUAUUUGACAAAAACUUGAAUUGUAAACUAUACAAUUUAGCAUUUCUUCAUAUUUUUUGUGAGUUGUAUGAAUAAAUACUUAACUUCUGAAAACGUUCUUGGACUCUAAAACGAACAACGAAACGUUUUGAACGACAUUUUACACAAAAUAUCACACAAAAUCGCUUUUUGAUGAGUCAAUGAUGCUGCGGCGCCGCUCGCGCGCUCGCAGUAUUACUAUAGAUGUAAAUAAGAUGUAAAUAUUGAAAUUGGUUAUUAUAAGAGACGAAUUAAAUAUUUUCAUA